AUGAUUCGUUGUCGCGCAACAGGACAAGUCCAAGCACAAAAUAUUACAACUUUGGUUGACGUCUGCUCCACGGAAGUUUUUUUGACCGUCGUAGUAGGCGGUUGGCUGAAGCUUCAUUUAAGGAAAUUAAACGCAGCAACGCGAGAAUCAGUACUGGAAUGUGUACUCAGUCGAAUUAGCACUUUAAAAUCGGCAGCUGCGCAUUUAGAUGCAGUCGAGCUAAUUGCGACUGCUGGCUUUUUGGAUUCGCAUGCUGUCGUCCAGUAUGUUCAGGAGAGAUUUGGCGAAUUUACAGUUCUGGAUAGUAUCAUUGUUAUAUUUCUUCGUACUUACCAGAGAGCUGAGUGCGGUCCAUAG
Molecule: messenger RNA, 357 nt
Organism: Gongylonema pulchrum
Lineage: Eukaryota; Metazoa; Nematoda; Chromadorea; Rhabditida; Gongylonematidae
Source: the annotation of a GenBank genome assembly